Molecule: messenger RNA, 1518 nt
Organism: Amoebophrya sp. A120
Lineage: Eukaryota; Dinophyceae; Syndiniales; Amoebophryaceae
Source: the annotation of a GenBank genome assembly
UUUGUGACAGUGUUAGUGUAAGUAAGAAGUGUUUAAUAUUUCUGAUAUCGAGCGUGCGACCAAAAGAAAAUGUUGCAUCAGCCGGUAGGUCAGAAGCGAUUGACGAACACCGCCAUCGUACGGUUGAAGACGCACGGGUGCAAAUUCGAAAUCGCCUGCUUUAAGAACAAAGUGGGGAAUUGGCGGGAUGGAUUGGAGAAGGACAUUGAUGAAGUACUCACUUCCACGCGAAUCUUUUCGAACGUUUCGCAGGGCGUGCUUGCGAAGUCCGAAGACCUUCAGAAAGCCUUCGGAUCCACCGCCUCGGAGCUGGACAUCUGCAAGCGGAUUCUGGAAAAGGGAGAAUUCCAAGUAAGCGAUAAGGAGCGCGCACAGGCGUUGGAAAGCUUGUACAAAGAGACCUACACGAUUAUCACGCGGCGAUGCGUGAAUCCCGACACGAAGCGGCCACUCACGAUGGGGAUGGCCGAGGCCGCCGUCAAGCAGGCGGGCUACGUGAUGAAGCCGAACCUUGGCGCGAAACGUCAGGCCCUGAAGGCUAUUGCGAAAAUUUGCACGGAGCUGCCCAAUCUGGUGGCGAAAGCACAAAUGCGCAUUUGCGCUCGGUGUCCAGCCGAAGCGGUGACGGAAACCCGUCGUCGCAUCGACGAGAUUUGCGGAGGAGAGGGGAUUACGGUAGAAGAGGAGAAAGUCGUCGACGGUGGCGACUUUUGCGAGAUCGUUUUUCAGUGUGACCCUUUUUUCUUCCGCGACCUCGACAAAGCGAUGGAGGUUCGAUUGUUGGACGCGACCGUGAUCCGAGAUAACGAAAGCAAUCUAGACGACUACGAGCAACAACUGCAAGGCGGCAAGCAGCUCUUGUACGGUGACUUGGAUCAUGACCUAGGCGACGACGAAGUCGAGCAGGUUGGACGCUUUCCUCCCUCUUCUGUCGCGACGUCUUGUGCUCCUCUCACGAAGGACAAGCUACAAGGCUAUCGGCCCGGUCAAGUGUAUGUGCCGAGCAAACUACCCGAGCAGGACCAGAGCAAAAACAUGAAGCCCACGCAGCUGAAGACGGAUUCGUACACCCCUUCAUCAUUACCAUUCCGAGCGGCCGACCCUUUCGCGAGUCCACAAAGCAGCGAUGGGGGUAGUUCGUACCACUUGUUGCAGGGCACAACUCCCAAUAGCCACGCGGACUGGCUGCUAGUUCCAGAUCCGGACGCGGCGACGGUACAGACCGAAGUGCGCGGCGGAGCUGCUCCUUCUGUUUUGGCACGGGGUCCCGUGGAGCAAAAUCACACAGAGCCCUUGCAAACCUCCGCUUCCUGCACGACUUGUGGGCCCUACGAAGACGACAGCCUGCGGGCACACAUGAAGAGCGCACUGCAUCAAGAGAAUGUGCGGCGGAGAUGCAACGGACAACCGGUUCUGACUCAGCAAGAAUACAAAGAGUAUCUCCUGGACAUGGAGUUUUUGAACCAGCGCACCACCGGAGGGCGAGAGAAAAAAGGAAAAAAGAACCGCAAGGAUUAG